Messenger RNA from Gloeophyllum trabeum ATCC 11539, 1964 nucleotides. Its product is annotated as alpha/beta-hydrolase. The coding region runs from base 240 to 1862 and encodes 540 amino acids. The record is from RefSeq and is a predicted model, not a curated record. The transcript is spliced from 9 exons. Lineage: Eukaryota; Fungi; Basidiomycota; Agaricomycetes; Gloeophyllales; Gloeophyllaceae.
AUAGGUCUUCCGAAGGAAAUCUGUGAAAUUUCGGUACAGUCUCGGGAUUCCGACACUUGCAUAGGCCAGACCAAAAAUAUCCGCUUAUCUCUUUUAGCGCUCAGUGGGGUCUGCUGAUCGCUGGAUGCUUCCUCAUCCCGCACGCCUCCCAUUAUUUCCGUAUCCUCGCCCACGAGCGACCACUUACUCACUCACUGCACGAGUUGUGGUACGUGCCUGCCGGAUGCAUACAAAUACCCAUGAAAAUCGAAAACUCGCCUUCACGUCGGCAAGUUAGGCUCGUCUGGGCAUGGUCCACCGCAGGAAACGUCGUUGACGUAGGGUACGUCAGCUACCAGGGGAACCAGACGUACCCGAACACGGUGGUGUACUACAACAUCCCGUACGCCGAGCCCCCCGUGGGCGAUCGCCGGUUCCGCGCACCGCUGCCGCUGAAUACUACGCGUGUGGUAGAGGAGGCUAAUGGCCAGGUGGUCGACGCUACGACCCCGCGGACAUUCUGUAUUCAGGGUACUUUGGGCGAUGGGGAUGCUGGAGGAGGGGGAAGUGAAGACUGCCUGAAUGUCGACAUCUACGCUCCGUAUGGAGCGGCACAAGGCGACAACUUGCCAGUUUUUGUCUGGAUCCAUGGCGGAGGGUACGCAUACGGCAACCCCGCGGACUUCCCCUUUGACCCCUGGGUGAACCAGAGCCCGAACGUCGUGAUCGUCUCCAUUUACUACCGCCUCGACGCCAUCGGCUUCCUCGCGCAUCCCGACUUCGCGAACGGCACACUCGGCGACAACAACGGCGGCUUCCUCGACCAGGUGCAGGCGCUGCGUUGGAUCAGCCAAUACAUCGGCGCGUUUGGCGGGAACCCCAACGCGGUAACGAUCGGCGGGGAAAGCGCGGGUGCGUCCUCGGUUGCGUUGCACCUUGUGGCGAAUGAGGGUGCGCAGUUGUUCCAUGGCGCGGUCGCGCAGAGUGUGUAUAGGCAUCCGGUGGUCCCGCCUGAGACGAAGCUUGCCCUAUUUGAGUACUACGCUACUCAGGCUGGAUGUGGCUCUGGGACCUCAGCUCAACAGAUGGCAUGCUUGAGAAACGCUAGCAUCAGUGAUCUGGCCCGAGCGCAAGACACAGUGACAUACAAUUACACCGGUCCUUACAAGAACUUUGUACCUGUCCUUGACGGGACAGUCAUCACCGACUACCCCACUCGAUCUGUGCUGCGAGGAGAGUUUGCGAAGGUCCCUUUGCUCGUUGGUUCUGUCUCGAAUGAGACCUUAGCGAGUGGAGCAAAUAUCUCCUCCGCCCUUCAGUCCUACUUCCCAGCCUUAACGCCCUUCGAUUUGGCGGGUUAUGAAUAUGUGUACCCAGCCUCUGAAUUUUCCUCGAGUGAUGAGCAAUCUCGAGUGGCUACUGGCAACCCCACCGUGCGAUGUGCCAGAUCCAUCUGGGCCGGUGCCUUCUCAGUUACGAAUAGUAGCUGGACCUACCGCUAUAAUACCGUCAGUCUUACGCAGUCGCUCAGCGACCCCCUAGUGGAACAUGCGGCCGAGAUCUCCAUGAUGUUCGCAGGGACAAAUACCAGUUUCAAUGGCACGACCACUUACGUUCCGGAAACGCCUGCCGACCUCGCGUUUGCGUCAGAGCUGAUCGCAUACUGGUUGUCAUUCGUGCGCUCAGCCGACCCCAACACGUACAAGCUGGCGCGGUCGCCCGCGUGGCCGUCGUACACGCUCGACUACAGGGCAAGAAUCGUGCUGGAACGGGAUCCGCAAAACUUGACGACGGUCAGCGGGAGUUAUAUGGAGAUGGAACCUGUAUCCGAAACGUUGGGCUGCGCCUUUUCCGCGAGCCAGGUGGAUCAUGAACAGAAUUGAUCAGGAUGUACCACAAUGAUAGGAAUCGGAAAUGUGCUAGUACUGCUUUUGGGAGGAUCCGCUCUUCAAAGAUGGCGGCUCCGAGUCGCCCGGCUCGAGCGU